AAUUCGCCUGUGAGGUUGCAAAGGCAGCUUAAUGUAUUUUACCUUCAGGUGUUUUCUCCACACUUUUUUUUUUUUUUUUUUUCCCCCACAGCGUGUUUUCUGACCUACGGUGUGACAGAAAGCUCUCCAGCGAUGUUUUGGGAAUAUUUCUACGCGGCUCGACGACUCGGAAAUUCAGCGGGCUCUACGAUCGAGUGAGAGACAUGGACAACUCUGUCACCCUGUGGCAGUUCCUUCUCCAGCUCCUAUUGGAUCCCAGUAAUGAGCAGCUGAUCUGCUGGACCAAUGAGGAGGGGGAGUUUAAACUGCUGCAGGCAGAGGAGGUGGCCCGUCUGUGGGGAGCCCGCAAGAACAAGCCUAACAUGAACUAUGACAAACUCAGCAGGGCUCUAAGAUACUACUACGACAAGAACAUCAUAAAGAAGGUGAAUGGUCAGAAGUUUGUCUACCGCUUUGUGUCAUAUCCCGACAUCCUGAAAGGAGAUGUUGCGGCUCGAACAGAGAGCGGGGAUGUUGGUGCUGGGGCCCUUCCUCUCCUGUCUAAGAGAGGGGACAGCAUCCUGCAGGAGGAUGAGUCUGGUGACCGCAGCAGGGUGGGAGGCAGCACAGCAGCUCUGAGCUCCAGCACCAAGCAGUCAAACCGUAAUGACUACAUCCACUCCGGCCUGUACACGUCCUUCACCCUCAACUCGCUGCAGAAUGGACGCCAGCUCUUCAAGUCCAUCAAAAUAGAGAACCCAGCAGAGAAGAUGGCUGACAAGAGAGGUGUCACUGCCUCGGCCCAGAGCCAUGAGCAGUUGCCUCAACCUCAGCAGCCAAAUACUUCGCCAUCCGUUAUCAAGUUUGGAAACACCCCUCCAAAGCCAGCAUCAGCACCAGCGCUGCCUCUUCAGGUUGUAAUCGAGCCCACGCUAAUAUCCAACCAUUUGGAUUCUCUGCAAGCACUGCCCACGAGGGCUGUAGAUGUCAGCACACACUCCCCCCUGCCGUCCCAGUCCAUCUACACAUUUGAACACAGCCGUCCGUCAGCAUCAACGUUCAGCAUACAAGACCUGACCUCGGCCAGCCCCUCCCCAAGCCUAGUGCCUGACUCCUCCCAGGAGCUGGUGAUUGACAGUGACAUUGAGUCAGGAUCGUCUCAGCCCGCAGACUCUCAGGCACUGGAAAAGCAGGUGGACAACAGCGUAGUUUUGUCAGGAGAGGAGAACAGUUUUGUGGACCCUGAAACCAGUUCGUCCUCUGUGAGCAGCUGCACCACAGUCAGCACUCUAAACUCAGGAAAGACACGCAAGCCACCCAAAGUCCUGCAGAUCAGCCCGCCGACUCUGCUGGUCACCGCUUCUGACUUCUCCCCCAUGAACCUCUGCAGCCCCUCUCUACCUACGGCCUCUCUCACACCAGCAAUGCUACAGACUCCCACUCUGUUGCUAACUCCCAGUCCGCUGCUGUCAAACAUCCACUUCUGGAGCACACUCAGUCCUGUGGCUCCCCUCAGCCCAGCCACACGACGCCAAGGAGCUCACCUGUUCCAGUUCCCAUCAGUCCUCACCCCACAGUUCCAGAUCCCUGUACACAGUAUGGAUGGGACCAACACGCCAGGGCCCAUUUCUCCAGACCCUCAGAAGACAUAGGGUUAAUCCCCACCAGCAUCACUGCAUUUGGACCCAGACAGCCAGACACCACCACCACCACCCCACCUCCCCCUUACUCCAUCUCACUCUCUCACAAACAGAACAAUCAUGUGGGAGCUCCGUCUUUGCCAUUCCUCAUCACUCCGGUGCUUGAAAGUGUGCUGCCACAGACUUUGCACUACAACUAGAAUUAUUGGAGGGAGGAUCUAAAGAGAAUCUGCAGACCAGGUUGAAAGAUGAGGAGGACGUUUGAGUUUGUUUCAAAGCAUUAACACCCCCACAGAUGCUUUCCUGCACUCAUACACACUGGUGCCAUCUCUCCUUGUGCACUCAUGGAUUUAUUCCGUCUGGCUUUUUGGGAUCCUCAGUCAACAAUUCAAAUGAGGGAGGAAUUUCCAUGGCAACAGUAGCUGCAUGUAAAUUGGACCCUCUGCAGCGACAAUCUGCUUCAUACUUGGACACACUGAGCAGUGAUAUAGCAGACUCUCCUUUUAUAGACUGUCCUUCUUGUCUUGUGCGCCAGUGUUACUGCCAAAAAAAGGACGUAUUUAGUUAUCAGUUUCUAACCUCUGCCGAGAAUAAUUCUGUUAUCUUUCCUGCUCUGUCCUUAACUAAUACUCUUCUUGAAGGGUAGUGCUUUAACCCAGUGCGGCGACUCUUAUAUCUUUUGCCCAGAUCUUGCCUGCCUCAGUGUGCACAGUUUGCUGCUCUGCAAUGUUGGCUCUGUAUAGCCAUAUCCAGCACGACUUUUACCUUGACAGUAAACUGACAUUCACCUUGGCCACAAUCAGAGAAAGCAUGCAUACAAAAACUUUGUGCAUGUUCUAAUGCAACAAUAACCCUGCGAGCCAGUGUGGCCCGGUCAACCAACAGCCAGUAAGCUUUCAUGUGGGAAUGAAAGAAAAUGAAGCCAUUUCUGUUGCAUCGACUCAGCAAACAUCAUCACAAAAUAUCUUGUUUUUAAAUUCCCCUCAUAAUGCCUUUCUAAAUGAACUGAAUAGUUUUAGGCAGCAAUCAUGUUAAACGCACUUAUUUCAAGUUUCUUUUGGUCAUUUUUCAUGGAAUAGUUUGACAUUUUGGAAACAUGGGACACUUGAAUGCUUUCUUGCUGGAAGCUAAGCAAGAUUUAUACAACUUUUCUUGUAAAUAUAACGCCGGAGCUGGGUAAUCUAUCUUAGCUUAGACUGAAACUUCCUGGCUAUUACCAAGUGUCACAAAAUCUGCCAAGUUUGAUUAUGAGUAUGUUACAUCUCAUAUCCCUCCAAAAUGGAAGUGUCAAAAUGUCAAUCUUUAUCCUUGUAUGGUUAUGUGCCAGUUUCUAUUGGUUACCUGGAAAUUGCCCAUGCUAUCAAAUUGUUUUUUUUAACACUAAAGAAGAUAGUGUUUGUUCAUUAAAUAGAGGAAGGCGAGUUUUUGGAUAGAUUCUGAUGCCCGACCCCCAUCUCCCCUCUCAAGGUGAAGCUUUGCUCAAGCCACAUUUUUACCACUCAGACUCAGAGGUGUCAAACUUCUCAUCUAACUUUGGGUAAGGACAAUUUAGAAGUUUUUCCCGAAUCUUGAAGUGCUCAUUUAUGAGCAAUCAAAUCCAAAUCAAGCCAAAAUCGUCCUCAUAAAACAGAAUCUGAAACCAUGAUGUUAUUUUUCUAAUGAAUGAGCUGAAUUUCUAAUGAUUUUUACUGCAUCAGUGCAGUUAUUUUAAACCUUCAAAUGCGAGGGGUCAAACCUUUCCUCGCCUUUGAAUUAUAUCCACAGUUGAUCCCGAGGACUGUAGAAACCGUCGGGAGUGUUGAAGCACUUAAAGGCCCCGAACCUGUCUAGACUAUCAGCCAUUAGACGUUCACACCUGUUUUGUAAACGACUCUGAAGCCAUAAGUCUGACACACAGACUCAAGAGGUAGAUUCAUAUUUCUAUGCUGUUCCGUGUAGGAAUUGUGCAACAUACAUGUUUACAUGACACUUGGAUUGAACACGUUGAAGUGUUUUCUUAACCCAAGUGUCCCUUUUCUAACCCAGGGAGGGAUGGCCAGUGAAUCUUAAAGGGGGGAAAUGCACACUUGUUUUUACUCAACUUACACACACACCUGCCCCCCCAACCCCCCGGCACUCUGCAGCCAAUCAUAAUAGUCUACAAGGUGCCUUACCACAGCCAAGCCCAUGUUUAAAAUGGACACAGUUUCAUCAUUCAAAAGUUAGAACAGAUAUACGACAGCGCUUAUUAGUUUUUAGACCAAAUCACAGCCCGGGAGGUUUGAAUGAAACCUUCACGGGGAUCUUAAACGUGCUGCGCUGUUCUUCAGGAUGCACAACUGUACAUACAGACAUUAACAGGAGGGAGUUCAGCUGGCCGUGUCUCUUUCUAACCUGCUUAUUAAUGUUUGUGAAGCAAAUCUUGCAUAAAGUAUAUACAUAUAUCUAUGAAACCUGUCUUAUUAUUUUUGUGUAACCUCUCUUUUUUUUUUUUUUCCCUGUAAUACCAAUAGAACUUUUAAGAAUAAUUUCUCUAUUUUUGUAACGGCCAGAUGUUUCGAUGUCUCCUAUGUUUGGGUUUCUCUGUUUUAAUGUGCAUGUGUGUUUCUUUCUGUUGCUUUUCCUUCUCGUGUAUUUGGGAGGUGGCUGCCCCACCGUGGCAUUGGCUGUUUUUAGGAAUCAAAGCCUUAUGGGGGGAGAGAUUUGAAUCUAUGUUUUGUAUGUUAAGUGUUUUGAUAUGGUGUUGACAUUGUACAUGCAGACUUUGUGAUGGGACGUUUGCACUUAAAACUUUUUUCGGGGUUCCUGUAGUAUUGGAUUGUGUGGCUUUUCUAAGACGCUGAUUUUCCUCUUUGAUGAUGAAAUGUUGCCGAUGUUUGCUCACUCAGAAAAAUGUUUAUUCACCCAAAAGGGAGGACAAAUUAUGCACUUGGCAUUUUAUACAGUAAAUCUUAUCUUUUUCGAUAUAUAUCUAAAGAUUUAAAAUCGUUUGUGAUCAGGCACUACCACACACUAUUUAUUUAUUUGAGAGAGAAUUGGCUGCUCAUCUUGCAUUUUCGCAUUAACUUUGAGAACUAUAAAAUAGCUGGAUAUUAACCCUCAAGCCCAUUCGAACCUGUCUCUAUCAAGUCUUUGGACUGGUUGUGUUUAUGAUUUGUAUCAUUUGAUGUUUGUCCUUCAACCUACCUUUAAACAUGUAAGAUCUUGUAGAAAGUUCCUGCUUGGUUUGGUCCCGUUUUCUGUUUGUUUCAUGCUUUUUCAAAAAAUUGUUUACAAGCUACUUGUCUUAAGUGGCGUAUCGAUGUAUGAGAGGUGUCGAGGAAAUGUUGAUCAUGAAUGAGAUAGGUGAGACCAAUAAUAAAAGACCUCUAACAUCA
Labrus bergylta (ballan wrasse) is the source of this 4975-nucleotide messenger RNA. It is a transcript of the gene elk4, whose product is annotated as ETS transcription factor ELK4. NCBI's taxonomy places the organism in Eukaryota, Metazoa, Chordata, Actinopteri, Labriformes, Labridae. Gene Ontology annotation, molecular function: DNA-binding transcription factor activity, RNA polymerase II-specific; sequence-specific DNA binding. Gene Ontology annotation, cellular component: nucleus. Gene Ontology annotation, biological process: regulation of transcription by RNA polymerase II; cell differentiation. The record is from RefSeq and is a predicted model, not a curated record.